Molecule: messenger RNA, 2411 nt
Organism: Vitis riparia (riverbank grape)
Lineage: Eukaryota; Viridiplantae; Streptophyta; Magnoliopsida; Vitales; Vitaceae
Product: cysteine-rich receptor-like protein kinase 19
Exons: 7
Coding region: 16-2361 (781 amino acids)
Biological process (GO): protein phosphorylation; carbohydrate metabolic process
Molecular function (GO): chitin binding; protein kinase activity; ATP binding
Source: RefSeq, a predicted model, not a curated record
AGGUUGCUUUCUUCCAUGCCAGCCAAAAUUGUCAACUUCCUUCUUUUGUUUCUUGCUUUCGGAUUGCCCUAUUCACAUGGAGAAACUUGGAUUAAAGCUGGUUACUGGUAUGCCGGUAGUGAAUCUCCAAUUCCUGAUAUCAAUUCUGGGUUGUUCACUCAUCUUCUUUGUGCUUUUGCUGAUAUUAACCCUACCUCCUACCAGCUUUCUAUAUCUUCUUCUGAAGAACACUACUUCUCUACCUUUACCGGCAUAGUCAAGCGUAGGAACCCUUCUGUUGUAACACUUCUGUCCAUCUGGGGAGGAAAAGGGCCCACGGGUUUGUCCAUCUUGGGUGAAAGGGUGAACUCUUCCAUGGUGUCUUUGAUGGUUACGCAGCCCUCUUACAGAAAAUCUUUCAUUGAAUCCGCCAUGAAAACAGCUAGACUUUACGGGUUUCAUGGCCUGGACCUGUUUUGGCUUUGGCCUAACACCGAGUCUGAUAUGAAGAAUAUGGGAGCCCUCCUGGAUGAGCUGCGAGCAGCUGUGAAAUUGGAGUCUAGAAAUUCUGGUAAGGCACCACUGAUAUUGACUAUGGCUGUUCAUUAUGUGCCAACUCUCUACUCAGUGAGCUACCACUUUGAGGCAAUACAGAGGAACUUGGAUUGGGCACAUAUUCCAGCAUAUGACUAUUAUUUGCCUUCAAGGGUGAACUUUACACACGCCCAUGCUGCUCUGUAUGAUCCAUUGAGCAAUGUUAGCACUGAUUUUGGUAUUAGGGAAUGGAUCAGUAAAGGGUUCCCUGCUAGUAAGCUGGUUUUGGGGUUGCCUUACCAUGGAUAUGCAUGGACACUUGUGAACCCUAACCACAAUGGCAUUGGCGCACCCGCUUCAGGUAUAGCCAUGACAGCAGAUGGAUCCAUGAGCUAUAAAUACAUCAAGUGGUUCCUUCGAAGUUAUGGGGCUACUUCAAUGUACAAUGCUACUUAUGUAGUGAAUUACGUCACUAUUGGAACAACUUGGAUUGGUUUUGAUGAUGUGCAGGCUAUCAGAGCUAAAAUUUCUUAUGCCAAGGAGAAGAAGCUACUUGGUUACAAUGUGUUCCAGGUUAGCAAUGACGACAAUUGGGCGCUUUCUCAGGCAGCUCAAGAUGAUGACAAAGAUCAUCACAAGAAGCAGGAAUUAUUGGUAAAAAUUCUGGUUCCAAUUGCUGUACUUAUUCUUGUAGCAGGCUCCAUAAUGUGUUGUUACUCACAAAGCAGAGUACUCAAAGCAAUAGGGACCAAGAAUUUAGGCAAAAUAUCACUACUUGAAGUAGGAAGCAAAUCAUCAGGUGUUGAAAAUUUUAACAGUAAUGCUCCUAAUCUGCGAGUAUUCAGUUUUGCUGAGAUCAAAGAGGCUACAAAUAACUUUUCCUUUGAAAAUAAGCUUGGAGAGGGUGGAUUUGGGCCUGUUUACAAGGGUAAAUCACGGAAGGGAGAGGAAAUGGCAGUGAAGAGGCUUUCGAAAACUUCUAAUCAGGGAGCAGAGGAGUUCAUAAAUGAGGUUACACUUACAGCCAAACUGCAACAUGUAAAUCUAGCUAGGCUUCUGGGAUGUUGCACGGAAGGAGAAGAAAAGAUGUUGAUCUAUGAGUACAUGCCCAACAAAAGCCUGGAUUUCUAUCUGUUUGAUCUUACUAGGCGCUAUUUUUUAGAUUGGACAAAGCGCAUCGCCAUCAUUGAAGGGAUUACUCAAGGACUUCUCUACCUCCAAGAAUACUCCAACUUCACUAUAAUUCACCGGGAUUUGAAAGCUAGCAACAUUUUACUGGACAGCGAGAUGAAGCCCAAGAUUUCAGAUUUUGGCAUAGCUAGAGCUUUCCAAAAGGAUGAACAUGAGGCAAGCACAGGCCGGAUUGUAGGAACGUAUGGCUACGUUCCUCCUGAAUACGUUCGAAGAGGGAUAUACUCCAUGAAAUAUGAUGUUUAUAGCUUCGGAGUUCUACUCCUGCAGAUAAUUAGUAGCAGGAGGAAUUCAUGCACAUAUGGCUUGAGCCAAAACCUAAACCUUCUAGAAUAUGCAUACGAGUUGUGGAAAGAGGGAGAAGGCAUGAGGUUUAUGGACCCAUCACUAGAUGACUCAUCUUCGUCUUGUAAACUCAUGGCAUGCUUGCAAGUAGCUCUGUUAUGCAUCCAAGAAAAUCCGGACCACAGACCAACAAUGUUGGAAGUGUCUUCAAUGCUCAAAAGCGAAACUGCAGCCAUGCCUGCCCCUUUAAGGCCUGCUUUUUCAAUCAAAAGUAAUGAAGAUAAAUUAUCAGUCAAUGAUGCCACCACUUCUUCGCAGCAAGAUAUAUUAUCAGUCAAUGAUGCCACCAUUUCUGAUUUGGUACCACGGUGAUGGUGCAGACUGUCCUAAUAUGAAGAAAUGAUAAUUUGUGAUUUUGGGUA